Molecule: messenger RNA, 3294 nt
Organism: Poecilia latipinna (sailfin molly)
Lineage: Eukaryota; Metazoa; Chordata; Actinopteri; Cyprinodontiformes; Poeciliidae
Product: artemin
Exons: 1
Coding region: 2409-2864 (151 amino acids)
Molecular function (GO): glial cell-derived neurotrophic factor receptor binding; receptor tyrosine kinase binding; growth factor activity
Source: RefSeq, a predicted model, not a curated record
CUCAUCACCAUAUGGAAACAUUACAGAAAAUGACUCUAACUACAAAUUUUUGCAAAGACCUGGGUUUUAAAUGCUCUUUUGACCAGCUGAUGAACAUCCUAUUUCAGUUGGUUGCUUGCAAUAACUUGCUUUCCCCCCCCCAACUUCUACGUAUUUAUUGGUUAGCAUUACACUCUACUGGCCUCAACAAAGAUGGCGAUCUUUGUUGAAGCUCAGCAACUUUAUUAGAAAACAAUGUUGUUACUCCUGACUUUAUUAUUUUUCGUGAGGAUGCUCAGACAGAAUGUGUGUUUUCAGUUAGCGGCUCUCAUGGACACAGGUGCUGACCGUCAUGGACGAAGCGGCCGCUGAAGCUGGCUUCCGAUUGCAGCUUCUUAAAAACAAUGUGGCCGAUGUUGAGACCAUUUUUCACCUGGUCUUAGCAUUUUGAUACGGAGUAUAAUGUUCCAAAUAUCAAAAGUUCACCUCCAAAACUCAGAUCCAGUUCCUACUUUUGGAUAUAUUGUCUACUUGAACUAAUGUGUGACUUUGGAUGAGGUGAGAAGAAACUAAAGAGUAACUUUUAUUGUAGAGUUUGAGUGAUCUUCUACUUGUUUGCACACCUGUUCCAUUUUCAUCAACUCAUUUAUCAUGUGCAGGCUCAAAACUAUCAUCCUGAAAAGAAGUACUAAAAUUCCUCGCAGUAAAUUUUGGUAGCUAGUUCUAUUUUAGGAUUUAGGGAUAGUUUCUUAGUAAAUCACAUCAGCGGAGUUGUAAUUGAUGAGCCUGUUUAAAAGUCAUAAAUAUGGUAAGAGCUUUAUUGGACAUGCUGCGUUUGUCUAAAAAAUUCUAACAGAAGCCAGGAAUUAUGCGCUUAAAAAUACAACAUUGAAUACAGUCCCUGCACUGUAAUAAAUUUUGUAUUUUACCAUUAUUUUUUAAAAUAAACUUGGUUUUAUUUUUGAUUCUAUCCAUUCCACAUUUUGCUGUUUGUGUGGGGUUGUGUCAAUAUGUGCAUGGUUUUCACAGAAAUGUGAUGCUGUGACUAAAUCGUCUUUAUUUUAGGUUUCCUCCGUCUGAGGGACGUUGCUUCAAACGUCUUGUACUGCGUUCAGAUCCGACUAAGCCAAGUUGCCUUUUUUUUUCUUUCAGAGAAAGCAGCUCUUCUCCUGCUUUCCCCUCUAACAGGCCGUAGAUGUGCAGUGUUGUUCUGAACAUUUACUGAGGGAAGCAAGGCAUGUUCAGCCUAACUGGAAACUCUUGUGUGUCUUGCAGCCGUUAGGUGAAGUAACAGGGACAUCGGCUCCUGAUUUUGAAUCAUUUGGUUUGCCAAAUAAGGAGCUGAGGUGUUUCCCCUGCACCUUCGUUUUUUAGUCAGAGCUCCGAUGUGCAUUUUUCUUUCAAUCUCUGAAUUCCACUCGCUGCCCGUUUGGGCCCUGUAAUCGUUGCAUAAUGCAUAUUCUACAUGUCAGCCACACAUUACUAGUGAAAUCCCUCAAUUUAUGGACCAGCUCAAGAGGAGUCACCCAUUGAGGAAUUCCUCCUGCACCAGGCCGUGUUCUAAUUAUAAAACUCUGAUUCUUCUUCUUCUUUCUUUUUUUGUUGUUCGACCUUUUGAUGUCCUUUCUUCUGACCUCUGGAUUUAGCAUGUAGACUGGGAUUAGAGACAAAAAGCAGACUUUACCACAGGUAAUUCCACAAUAACUCAGCGGGGCUUUUAGCAAACGUGUUUUUGUUUUCACGUUUCCUAUACUCGUAAUUUUUUGCAUUUUUGUCUCAAAGAUAUUUAAUUCAUGAGCGUAUCUGUCUGGCUUUGAACUGAUUCGUUCAUCGCUCAUAUUUCUUGUAACUUAACUGUCCAAAAUGUCUUCUAAAAAAAAUAAAAAUUAAAUAAUAAAACCAUCAACCUUUUGGGAACCCAUACCGUUAGUGGCCGGCUUUCUUUGGAAAAACACCUGUGGGGGAAACAUUUUGUGAUUUACACCAACGCAUAAAAUCCCAACAGGACAAAUUCUGGGUCAAGCGCCCGCCUGCCCCUCUUUUCGCUCCCUGUCAGUCUCAGGUGAGCGAGAAAGAGUUGACUGGCAAGUAACGGGUUAGUGUCUGGUCUCCCCCCUAGACCUCCUCAUCUCAUCCCCCCCUCUUCUUCAUCCCGGAGGGAUAUAUAUUGGAGUUCGUGACUCGUCUUCAUCUAAGGCAUCACUUCUAGACGGACGCACGCAGACGUCUCUGGUUCGUUUCGAGGGAUUGAACUUGACGAAGACCAGACCGUGACCAUGAAACCCUUUCUAAAGGUUCUUGUGAUUCUGUUCUGCGUCGGCAAGGUAGAAGGCCGCUGGCUGAGGUCUCUGAUUGGUAAGUAGGAACGUCGUGACCCAUCGAUUUAGGGAUAGCACAAAUAAGUUAGGAAGCGUGCCGUUAAAAGGUCGAUGAAUUUGUCUUUUCCAGGCCAAAAGCAGAAACCCGUGUCGCCUUCAGACGAGGACAGAAGAAGCGAAUUUUUAACAUCAGAAGAAAUCCAAAGGGAAGCCUCCGGAGACGAGGCAGUCCCGGUCCGGACGCGGCGCUCCGCUCCCGACUCCCAGUGCGGCCUCCGCUCCGUCUUGCUGCAGGUGCGGGACCUGGGGCUGGGCUACGACUCGGACGAGACGGUCUUGUUCAAGUACUGCGGGGGGUCUUGUCCCCGCGCCCGCUCCAACUAUGACCUCACGCUCAGCAACCUGCUGCUCAGCGGGCGGCUCCCGCAGCCGGCCCCCGGAGAGCCAUGGCACAGCGUGCCGUGCUGCAGGCCCACUCACUACGAGGACAUGGCCUUCCUCGACAACUCGCACCGCUGGCACAAGGUGGAGAAACUCUCCGCUGCCGCUUGCAGCUGUGCAGAUUAAAAAUGGCCCGGAUCGAGGGGAAUAAGGAAGGGGCAGGUGGGAGAGAGCUGAAGAUAUUCGGAGAGGACGAUUUGACUUACUCCGAAAUGAAAACAAAUAACUCUUUUUCUUUUUCUCCGAAAAGAGCCUUCAUAAUCAGAUUCUAAUGUUUGACUCAGAUUUCUGUGAUUUAUCCAUAAAAGACAUGAGGGAUAUGAUUUAGAUUUCCAGGAAGUGUUGCUUUGUGAGUUUGUUAUUUUGAAUUAAGGUAAAAAAAAAAAAAUGGAACCAAUGCUUUAACUUGAAUUACAAAAUUGUAAAUAAGCUAAUAUCUAUUUAUUAUCAAAAAAAAAAACGUGAAAAAAAAAUGUAGCUCUUUAGAAAUGUUUCCCAAUUUACAAACGAUGCUGAAUUAAGCUCCAAAACUGUUCAGCUACAUAAAGUGUACAUA